UGUAAUCGAGUGCCGAAAUAUGGACUGCCUGGCCUCGAUCGCCUACACCGAAUUGGAGGAGGGCGAGCUGCUCGGAGCGCAGGAAGAGGUGGAAUACGGCUGGUACCUGCGUGAUUGGGAGGAGAUCUACUACCCGAAAGUCAACGAGGAGCAACGGUGGAUUGGCAGUUUAUGUGACAUUCCCCCUGCAACGGUGACAAUUCGUCGAGACGCCGACAAUCGUCCCCAAGUCAUGGUCCCAUUCCAGCGGCAACUCGUCUCGUUGUUG
Molecule: messenger RNA, 268 nt
Organism: Mesorhabditis spiculigera
Lineage: Eukaryota; Metazoa; Nematoda; Chromadorea; Rhabditida; Rhabditidae
Source: the annotation of a GenBank genome assembly